Messenger RNA from Drosophila arizonae, 861 nucleotides. It is a transcript of the gene t-cup, whose product is annotated as tetleys-cup. Lineage: Eukaryota; Metazoa; Arthropoda; Insecta; Diptera; Drosophilidae. The record is from RefSeq and is a predicted model, not a curated record.
AAAGUAAAUUCAUUAAUCCUAGAUGUCUAAAAUGGCUGAGGAAAAUGGAAUAUUUCAUGGUUUUCUAAUAUUCGGUCUGAUUGUGCUUGGCUACUUUUUUUGCCACUUUUAUCAGAGGUUCUGGCGAGCCAUUUCUGGGAAGAAGAAACCUAAUCAGGAGUUGGCAAAGCCGCCAGAGUUGCCACCGUUCCCGUUUACUCGGAUGACGGCAAAUCAAUUGCUGGAUUACGAUGGCACUCGCCGUGAUGGACGGAUUCUGAUUGCGUUCAAGGGAAAGAUCUAUGAUGUCUCGUCUGGCUUGGAGGAGUUUAGUCCACAGGGUGUGCUGGGCUGUGUGGCCGGAAAGAAUUUCUCUGAAUAUUUGGAGCGCACCCUAAAGCCGCGCGAGACAAUCAUUGAUUAUAUAAAUCGCUGGGAUACGCUGCUCGCUAAGAAUUAUCCCAUGGUUGGGGUCUUGAUCGACGAGGAGGAAAUGGAAGAUAAUUUAUUGGUUAACUCGGAGCCGGGCAUUAUGGAGGAGGGUUUGAGGAAUAUUAAUCGUGAUAAUGAUAAUGAUAAUGAUAAUGAUCAUGACAAUGAUAAUGACAAUGACAAUGAUAAUACAUUCCUCGAUAGCUCGGAUGUACAAUUGAUUGAGUCGACCUUUGAAGACGACGAUGCGAACAAAUCGGUUAUCGAAGUUCAGGUGGGCAAGGUUCAAAUGAAGGAUAUUCCCGACGAGGCCAAGAUACACGAUACACCUGAGAUGCCACUUGGCGCUGCGAUUUCAGAAAAAACUUGUUAAAUAAUACGUUUCUCUAAUGUCUGUUUUGCGUUUCUUGUUCUUGUGUUAAUAAACUGUCGGUUUAUAAAGGCUGCAGU